Molecule: messenger RNA, 665 nt
Organism: Juglans microcarpa x Juglans regia
Lineage: Eukaryota; Viridiplantae; Streptophyta; Magnoliopsida; Fagales; Juglandaceae
Product: 60S ribosomal protein L27
Exons: 1
Coding region: 84-491 (135 amino acids)
Biological process (GO): translation
Cellular component (GO): cytosolic large ribosomal subunit; ribosome
Molecular function (GO): structural constituent of ribosome
Source: RefSeq, a predicted model, not a curated record
UCUUUCUUCCUCUUGAGGUAUUGCAUAGCGGGGGCGAGAGAGUCCGUGAGCUUGAGAGCGAGAAACGCUUGCCGUUGGGGAAAAUGGUGAAAUUCCUGAAGCCGAACAAGGCGGUGAUACUCCUUCAGGGCCGGUACGCUGGCCGUAAGGCGGUGAUUGUGAGGGCUUUCGACGAGGGCACCCGGGACCGCCCCUAUGGUCACUGUUUGGUCGCGGGGAUCGGCAAGUAUCCGAGCAAAGUCAUCCGCAAGGACUCCACCAAGAAGACGGCCAAGAAGUCCCGCGUCAAGGCCUUCAUAAAGCUUGUAAACUUCCAGCACCUGAUGCCCACGCGCUACACCCUCGACGUGGAUCUCAAGGACAUUGUCUCUGCCGAGUCCCUCCAGUCCAGGGAUAAGAAGGUUACGGCCGCCAAGGAAACCAAGAAGAGGCUCGAGGAGCGCUUCAAGUCUGGGAAGAAUAGGUGGUUCUUUACCAAGCUUAGAUUUUGAAUUGGAAAGGUGUCAUUUCUGGCUUUUUUUGAGGAGUUGGAUUUAUUUCUGUUUCUGUUGUCUUUUCAUGAUAGUUUAUAUUUUGUUUAUUAACAAGACAGUUUUUCUUUUUAUAAGUAUCUUUGUAGCUGUCUUAAGGAAUAUUUUCGUUUUAAUCUGAAGUUUUGUCAACCA